Molecule: messenger RNA, 854 nt
Organism: Andrographis paniculata
Lineage: Eukaryota; Viridiplantae; Streptophyta; Magnoliopsida; Lamiales; Acanthaceae
Exons: 1
Coding region: 93-692 (199 amino acids)
Source: RefSeq, a predicted model, not a curated record
CAAUUUCUUAUAGAAAAAAUACAUCACUAUAUAGAUAACUCAACAUUCCCUUUGUAACUUACAAGUUGCUUGUAAUCAUAAGCCAAAAAAAGAUGCCAGACAAGGUCGAAAAUCCACAGCCAUAUCCCGCCGGCGACGGCCGCCGGCAGCCGCACAAGAACAACUACAUCAAAUGCUUACUCUACCUUAUCGUCUUCCUCGUUUUCCACGCCGUAAUCAUCCUCGUAUUCGCCCUUGUCAUCACGAAAGUUCGAACCCCAAAAUUCCAUGUCAGAACGGUGACGUUUCGCAACGUGACUCAGCAAUCGAAUGGCUCCUUCACCGCCGUGGCGACGGCAGAGCUCAGCCUCAGGAAUGCCAAUUUCGGGCGGUACAGGUACCGGAGCACCACUGUUGCGUUUUUUUAUAAGGGAAUGCAAGUUGGGGCGGCGGAGGUGGCAGCGUCGAGCGUGGGGUGGCAGUCGACGAAGAAGUUGGAGGCGACGGCGGCGGAUUGGAAGUUGGGAGUGGCGGCGGAGGAUUUGCCGGCGGGGUAUUUGCCGGCGGGGGCGUUGCACGUGACAAGCCGCGCGGUGUUGGUCGGGAGAGUUGAGGUGAUUUUUGUUAUGAAAAAGAAAAGAUCGGCGGAAAUGGAGUGUGGUAUGGACGUUGUCGCGGCUUUGCCGGAGGUUCGGAAUGUUGUCUGUAGAUGAACUAUGCACUGGAAUUUUGAUUUGUUUUUUUUUUUAAAAAAAUAUUUUGUAUGGUGUGAUUUAAUUUUAGUUUAAAUUUGAGUUUUUUUAUUAGAAUUUUAAUUUAAAUAGCUUAUUUGUAAAAAGAAAAGUUAAUAUUUAUUGAAAAUUAUGUUGAUUGAA